This is a messenger RNA of Sciurus carolinensis (gray squirrel), 3332 nucleotides long. RefSeq names its product leucine rich repeats and guanylate kinase domain containing (gene Lrguk). Gene Ontology annotation, molecular function: protein binding; GMP kinase activity. The record is from RefSeq and is a predicted model, not a curated record. Gene Ontology annotation, cellular component: cytosol. Lineage: Eukaryota; Metazoa; Chordata; Mammalia; Rodentia; Sciuridae.
AUGGAGGCCUCCGAGAAAAGUCCCGAGGGACCGAGAGUGCCGGCUCUCCAGAGAGCCUUGAGCAGCCUACGAACUGGAGCCCAGUCAGUGCUGCUGCACUCAGAAAAAGAGCGCCAUGCUUGUUGGCCUUCGUUCCCCAUGGGGCCUAAGCCGAAAGGCACUUUCAGCAAGGACUCCUCCUACCUGCUCCAGCAGCUCAUUCACCGCUAUCAGGAAUCGGAGGCGGAAGGAGAAGAGGACCAGGGCGAGUCCGAGGGAGAAGUGGAAUCCGAGGAGUCCUCAGAGUCCGAGAUGCUGAAUUUGGAGGAUGAAUUUGAUGGGGUCCUGAGAGAGGAGGCUGUGGCCAAGGCCCUCCAUGAAUUGGGGCGCUCAGGCCCCGGGACGGAGCAGGUCUACCUCAACCUGACUUUAUCAGGCUGUGAUUUAAUCGACGUUAGCAUUCUGUGUGGAUACGUUCACCUACAGAAGUUGGAUCUUUCAGCGAAUAAAAUUGAAGAUUUGUCUUGUGUGAGUUGCAUGCCUUAUCUUCUAGAACUUAAUGCUUCUCAAAAUAAACUGACUUCAUUCUUCAAUUUCAAGCCACCCAAAAAUCUCAAGACGGUGGAUUUUUCCAACAAUCAAAUUUCUGAAAUGUGCGAUUUGUCGGCAUAUCAUGCUCUCACUAAACUGAUUUUGGAUAACAAUGAGAUAGAAGAAAUUAGAGGACUAGAGAUGUGCAGUAGCCUAACCCACCUUAGUUUGUCCAACAACAAGAUCACAAUAAUUAAUGGCUUAAACUCAUUACCCAUCAAAAUACUUUGUCUGAGCAAUAACUACAUUGAGAACAUCACAGGUUUAGAGGAUCUGAAAGCCCUGCAGAACCUGGAUCUGUCCCAUAAUCAGAUAACCAGCCUCCAGGGCCUGGAGAAUCAUGACCUCCUGGAAGUGAUCAACCUGGAGGAUAACAAGAUUGCUGAACUGAAUGAAAUAGAAUACAUUGAAAAUCUUCCUAUUCUUCGAAUUCUCAAUCUUCUAAGAAAUCCAAUUCAGGAAAAACCCGAAUACUGGUUAUUUGUAAUAUUUAUGCUACUGCGACUCACAGAAUUAGAUCAGAAGAAGAUUAAAGUAGAAGAAAAGGUUUCAGCAGUGAAUAAAUAUGACCCUCCUCCUGAAGUGGUCGCAGCCCAAGAUCACCUGACUCAUGUUGUCAACAGCGUCCUGCAGCCACAGAGGAUCUUUGACAGCACUCUUCCAAGUCUGGAUGCUCCUUAUCCCAUGUUGAUACUAGCUGGUCCUCAGGCUUGUGGGAAACGAGAACUUGCUCACCGCCUCUGCAGACAGUUUAGUACUUACUUCAGAUAUGGGGCCUGCCACACAACAAGACCACCUUACUUUGGAGAAGGGGAUCGAGUUGAUUAUCAUUUUAUUUCUCAGGAAGUUUUUGAUGAAAUGCUGAACAUGGGGAAAUUCAUUCUAACAUUUAAUUAUGGUAAUCACAAUUAUGGACUAAAUAGGGACACCGUAGAAGGUAUCGCAAGAGAUGGAUUAGCAAGCUGUAUUCAUAUGGAAAUAGAAGGUGUGAGAAGUUUGAAAUACUCCUAUUUUGAGCCUCGAUAUAUCUUGGUGGUGCCCAUGAACAAGGAAAAAUAUGAGGGACAUUUGCGGAGAAAAGGAUUAUUCAGUCGUGCAGAAAUUGAAUUUGCUGUCUCCAGAGUGGACCUUUAUAUUAAAAUUAAUCAGAAAUUUCCAGGAUAUUUUGAUGCAGUAAUCAAUGCAGAUGAUCUGGAUGCUGCUUACCAAAAGCUAAGUCAGCUCAUCAGAGAAUACCUGGGAUUGACUGAGGAACCUGCCACAAGCUUGGCGCCAACUACAGAUGUUCAGAUAUCCCACCUGGAAUCCAAAGAAGCUCCUAGGAAGUCUGCUGCUUUGAAUAUAUAUGAUUUCCGGGAUCCUACAGACAGAAACUACUUUGCAAAAUUAUGGGCCAAACUUUCAGCCAAAAAAACACCAGUGGAAAGAGAUUCUGUGCACAGACAGCAUGAGGCAGCCCGGCAGGCACUCAUGGGAAAGACACCUCCUGGUCAUACACUCCUAUUUCAAAGGGGUCCAGUACCAGCACCUGUGAUCAAUGGCCUACAAUAUUUUACAGCUUUAGAGGAUCUACAUAAAAGUUUUGAACUUUCUGAAGAGUAUUUUAAACCUCCCAUUGGACCAUAUGCUGAAAAGAGUAGCAAGAAUUCUUUUUCCAUGAAAUAUUCUGCAUUUCACUCUUACAUGUGUUCAAAAGAAUGGUCUUUUCAGCCGCCAGAGGGCAGUAUUUCCUCACGCCCAGGAUCAGGAGUCAGUGAUGGUGAAAUGGAUCAGGCCUUAAAAGCACUGUAUAUGCAGUCGUCUUUACAUGAAAAAAGGUAUUCCCAACCCAGAAGACACUCUGGCGCAGUCACAAGUCGCCCGGGUUCCAACACCAAACCUGCCCUCCCUCCAAUUCCUCAGGGCCACAGGUAGACCAGCACUUGACAUCUGAUCUUAACAUGGAAAACUGGCUUUGAGAAUGUGCAAUCUGUGUGUCUUAUCAGGCCAUGGAUCCCAGCUGUUUCUCCCUCAACCAAUAACCUACAAAGAAUGUUCCACCUGCCUUAAUUUUCUCAAUCAAUUUUUGUUAUAAUUCUCUGAAUAGUGUUUUUUAAUUUAUUUUAUCUUUUGUUAUUUUUCUUGUUUUUAAAUGUAAGUUAUUCUUAGCUUUUGAAAAUGUCUUUUCAGUUUUUCCCAUAGCUACAAAUGAUUUUUCCAGCUGCUUCCUGCUCUGAAAUAUCAGAUGGCAAAAUCUCCCAAGAUCUCUGCAUUGCUAUGUGCGUAGUGAUUUUUGGAUAUAUCCAACAGGGAUCAUCCUCUUAAGAUUUCAAUGUGUCCAUUUAUAAUCUACGUGUAUACGCUAGAGAAUUAUUUUGUUUUAAUUAUGAAAGAAUUAUAGAGUUCCAUUUAACUUGUGGCCAACACGAUAUCAACAGCACUUCUCAAAGGGAAUUAAUUAAUGUAAUUUUGGUGAGUUCUUGACUUGCUUUAGCAAUAUGAAGGAAAAAAGAGUAUCAGGUAAUUCUUUUUAUUUCACCUUUUCCACACUCUGAUUAUGUACUGCUUCUUAUGAGAAAUAUUUUAAAACAACUUUCACCCUCUUGUUAUUUUACUCCCUGCCUUUUGUAGGAAAAAAAAUUCAUUGAGUAACUAUGUGCCAGGAAGCUUAUCUUGGUUGCUCAAACACUGAAGUACAUCCCUUUGGACUAGUUAGUUUCUUCUCUACGUAGUUUCUUCUCAGAGUCCUCCAUGCAGGAUGACUAGUGGGAACAGGAGUUCAU